Molecule: messenger RNA, 991 nt
Organism: Pecten maximus
Lineage: Eukaryota; Metazoa; Mollusca; Bivalvia; Pectinida; Pectinidae
Product: cytochrome P450 4A25-like
Molecular function (GO): oxidoreductase activity, acting on paired donors, with incorporation or reduction of molecular oxygen; heme binding; iron ion binding
Source: RefSeq, a predicted model, not a curated record
GAAUCCUCUGCUGUUUCCUGACUUGAUCUUCUAUUUGACUAAGACUGGUCGCCGAUUCAACAAAAACUGUAAAUUUGUACAUAAAGUGGCUGAAGAUGUGAUAGACCAACGCAAGCAGACUCUGGAAGCUGGAGGUGUUCCAGAAAAGAAGUACAAAGAUUUCCUGGACAUUCUACUGAUGGAGCGGGAUGAGAAUGGGAAGGGACUCACCAGGGAGGAGAUCCGAAAUGAGGUCGACACAUUCUUAUUUGAAGGUCACGAUACGACAGCCAGUGCCAUCUCAUGGAUCCUUUAUGCUCUAGCGACACACCCAGAACACCAGACCAAGGUCCAGGAGGAGAUUGACCGCGUCCUGGAGGGCAGAGAUUCUGACCGGCUCCAGUGGGAGGACAUGCCAAAGUUGGAGUACCUGACGAUGUGUAUCAAGGAGGGGAUGAGGUUGUACAGUCCUGUGCCAUUUAUACAGCGACAGAGCACAAAGGAGUUUACCAUUGAUGGCAAGACCUUUCCCCCGGAAACCUUUAUGUCAAUUGGUAUAUACUCUGUACAUCACAACCCAAAAGUGUGGGAAGACUCGUUCAAGUUUAUACCCCAGAGAUUCUCAAAGGAAAACGCAGCCAAAAUUGACUCCUUUUCUUUCAUUCCUUUCUCCGCUGGACCUAGGAACUGCAUUGGACAGAAUUUUGCCAUGAAUGAGGAGAAAGUUGUAAUAGCUAGGAUCCUGCAUAAAUAUAGACUAGAACUUGAUCCAAAGGUUGAGGUGAAGCUGAAGGCUGCAGCAGUCAUGAGGUCAUUAAAUGGUGUCUACCUCUUCAACAAACGUCGACACUAAUUGGACAACUGACUAACGUAUUAAAGAGACUCAUUCCGAUCAUUUGUGAUAUAGUUUGAUAUAGAAAGCUCAGUCAAAUUCUACUUGAUGAAGUGAAACUUGGUUAAUUGUUAAGAUAGUCAUGGAUUUUUUUACAAGGAAUGGAUUUCACCCAGUAAU